UCGCUCCCGUCGCCAUUAGCUGCGCUCUCCUAACUCGAGUGAGCCCGGCAGGAAAGAGCGCGUCCAGUUUCGCUGCGUUUGGUGCUGACCGUAGCUGUGGUCAUGAGCUCGGCUUCUGAGGGCCUCUUCUUCUCGACUCUUCAGCCCAACUCCUCCGUGAGCACUUACGCCGUGCCGCACGAGAGCCAGCUGGGAUACAGCGGCGUUUCGUCUGAUGGAGCGGCUAGAGCCAAGCGCGUGCGGGCGCAGGUGGCGAUGAGGCUCGCGGAGAAAACCAGCACGCUCUCGCGACAGAACGGCGCUGGACAGCACUAUGCGGCUUCAGAGUACGGAGGUUCUUCAACAAUGACAAAGUACCAGACCUACAAUCCCAGCUUCAGCUCAAAGUCCUAUAUCUACUCCUCCAGCAGACCAAUGAUGGCCCAGCGUAUGUCUACACAAUCCAGCGGCGGCUACUCGUCUCGCUCGGCUGUGGAUUUUGGCCCCAGAGCGCAGAUGAGCCGAGGGGCCGGUGCAGGAAUGAUGUAUAACCAUGACGACAGCAUGAUGAUGGGCAUGAGUGGCGGCGGUUACCAGGGUGGCCAGUCUCACCACCAGCAGAUGACCACGUUAACUCGCACCAUGAGCCGACCUGCAGGCCCUGACCCAGAGAUCACCUCCCUGCGCUCCUUGCGCAUUCAGUCCCUUCCUCAGCAGCAGGUUUCAGCCACAUGGAUGACGCAGGAUGGCAGUGAGGGAAGCCUGGUUUCGGAUCAUGAUGCUACCUACUCGCGUCAGGACACAGCCUACGGAAUGAGUAACGGGUACGCGUCUACAUACCCCCGACAGGCUGUGUACUCCACUGCCAGCAAUGGUUUCAGCUCUGGGGCUGUGCAGACCUCCAUGACGCUGCCCCCCAUGAGACGCUCUCUAAGUGGCACGCUGGCCCGUAGUGGAGGCGGAAGUGGAGUCAUGGAGGAAGAAGCUUAUGUUCGCCAGUCCUUCAAAGGCCCCGCGCAGCGCACCAUCAGCAGAAUCACCCAGCGCCAGAAUCGUUACUCUAUGUCCGCAGGGAGUGUCCAAGGAGGUGGAGGAGGAGGAGGGGGCUUUGUGAUUGGUGGAAGCAGCUCCCAGGGUACCCUGGGCAUGAUGCAGCAAGGCAGGCUGUCCCGUGCUGCCUCAAUGAGGAGCGUCAUCAGUGUGGGCAAAGGCAAGGACGUGUUCGAUGGAAUGGAUGUGAUGGGUAGCAUGGGCAACCUGAGCGGAAUCAGUGCUCUGGACAUGCCGACUGCUGUGACCUAUCUGGAAUCCUCUGAUUCAGAACUGCAGGUGCUGGGGGCUGCCUACAUCCAGCAUGAGUGCUAUCACAACAACGACUCCAAGAAACUGGUGAAUCAGCUGAAAGGAAUACUGCCGCUGGUUCAGCUGUUUACCAGUGAGAACGAGGAAGUGCAGCGUUAUGCCACUGGAGCGGCCAGGAACCUCAUCUAUGAGAAUAUGGAGAACAAAGUGGCUCUUAUGGAGGCCGGAGGAAUCCCUAAGCUCAUAGAAGCCCUGAAAGAGCAAGAUGACGAGCUCCGCAAGAACAUCACUGGAAUUCUGUGGAAUCUUUCCUCUAAGGAUAAUCUGAAGGAGAGGUUGGCAAGGGAAACUCUUCCUAAGCUAACUGAGGAGGUACUGAUCCCUCUCUCUGGCACUGGAGAAAGAGAGAUCAUCGAGCACACUCCCUCAGAGGCAGAUAUCUUUUUCAACACCACCGGCUGCCUCAGGAACCUAAGCUCAAUAAAUGAGAAAACCCGUCAGCAGAUGAGGGAAACUCAUGGCCUAGUUGACGCUCUUGUGGGCUACAUUCAUAGCACUGUGAAUGACACCAGAGUAGAGGAGAAGGGAGUGGAGAAUUGUGUGUGUGUGUUGAGGAACUUGUCCUAUCAACUGUACAGUGAAAUUCCCCCCUCAGCCCUGAUGCGCUUGGAGGGUCCAACAAGAGCUCAGGCAAUGUCCCGUGGAGAGGCUAUCGGCUGCUUCACUCCUCAGAGCAAAAAAGCCAAAGAUAGACAGGAUAAGGACCUGACUACGUUUACAGAGGUGGCACGAGUGCCAAAGGGCAUUGAGUGGCUGUGGCACCCGAAGGUGGUAGAACUAUAUAAUCUUGUCCUGCAGCGCUGUGAAGUCAACACCGUGACCCGAGAGGCUGCUGCUGGAGCCCUGCAGAACAUCACAGCUGGAGACAAACGAUGGGCGUCCAUCCUGAGUCGUGUUGCCUCAGAACAGGAGCGCAUGUUGCCUGUGGUUCUAGAUCAUCUCAGAACAAAUAGUGAUCUAGAACUGCGAUCCCUCACUGGCUUGCUCAGAAACCUGUCUCGUCAUGCCAGGGACAAGAACGACAUGGCCACUAAAGUGGUGAAUAACCUGGUAGCCAAACUUCCAACUGAUGGCUUCCAGAAGCAGCCCUCCACAGAUGUGGUUGUAAACAUCUGCGGCGCUCUCAACAACCUUGUGAUCUCCAGCGAGGUGGCAGCACGGGACGUCACCUACUUCGAUGGUCUGCCCAAGCUCGUGGGCAUCAAGAACUCUCAUGAUAGCAGUUCUGAAAAAGUGAGGGCAGCCAAAGCAGCAGCCACUGUCCUCUGCAAUAUGUUCCAGUAUAAGAAACUACACAAAGACUACAAAAAGAAAGGAUUCCAGAGACAGGAUUUUACAGACAUAUUCUAAAUGAGGACAGCAACUGUGAGAAUGUAACUACGUGAAUGUGGACAAUCCUGUAAAUAAAGAAUGACGUGAUACAAGAAGAAUAGUGCAGAAUUGGAUACUUCAGCUUUCUGUCUGCUGUUCAGCUGUGUGUGCGUUCCGCUGUGUGCAACUUGGCCAGCUCAGCAUGUCCUGCUCUAGAAUACGGAAACAGCACAUCUCAAAACCAACAGUAGAGUUAAACAGACGAUUUGACGAUGAGACUCAACUUUAUCAAUGGAGGUUGCGCCUUAACUUGAUUCUUCUUGACCUCAAUUUGUAUCUUCAUCAGGGAUUUUUGCACAGUAAUGAUAGUCACUCUCAGCAGCAUGCAGACUGGACUCUUAUUCUACAAAACACUGGAUUUUUCCAAUAACACAUAUACUGGACACAGUCCAGGGGUGUUUUCCUUCAUUUUUGAAUUGUAAAGUACUGACAAUGUAUUUUGUUGUUUGUUUGAUUGUUUGUUUAACAUCAGAUGUCUGAGUGAGAGGGUUGUGGGAUUUACCAGCAAUGUGAGAAAUGCGAGUGCUAUAUAUUGCGUGUAUUGCACAGAGAUUGGAAGGGUAUAGAUAAUAGAAUAGAUAUCUGGUUAUAUGCAUAAUGAAAGUGCAUUCCAUAUUUCUGAUGUAUAUCCAGUUCUGUAUACCAUAGUAAAUAAUCUACAUAGCACCAUACAAGCCUUCUAUCAUUUUACUUUUUUGAAUAGCUUUAUUACUUUGUAAAUGGUGCUUAUUGAUUUAUCUAGCCUAUUGGUAACACUUUGCCAGCUAACUUCAGAAGCAUAUGUCAAUCCUGUUCCAAUUGUUGGUAACAGAAGUUAUCAGAGCUGUAGCUCCUGUAUUUUCAUAGUAUUGCAUUAAACCCUGAUAUGGGAAAAUGCGUAAGUUCAUUUGAAUGUCUGAAUGUAAAUGUUGCUCAUCACUGCAUUGCAAAGCACUGCUUACUCCUUUACAGACAGUAUGUAAAAAGUUUUUUUUUGCUUUAGCUAUAAAUAGAUUUUUUUUAUAUAUGAUUUGCUGAAUUACACCUUUGUUCACAGAUAUUUCUGACAUUUCUGAGUUAUGCUAUAGGUCAUAUAAUAUAACUUUAAAUUGUGCAACAAAUGGGGCGACUUGUUCUGAGCUUUUUCAGCAAAAUAUUUUUUCAGUUUUUUAAACUGAAUGGACGGUUCAUACUGGUUGGUGUAGGUGUGUAACUUUGUAACUUGGUGUUUAUAAUAUAACUACAAUUUUAUUAUAUUGUGCUCAAGUUCAAUUAUGACAUGUCUUUGGAUGUUAGGAAUUAAAGUGACUUCACAUGUUCUUGCCAGUGAGAUUUUUGCACAGGUUAUAUGUACGCAGCAGAACACAAACACUGCCUGUUUUAUCAAAUUCCUCAGUAAUAGAUAUCAUUAUCCCCACUAUGUCUGCUUCACAUCUCACUGUAAAAUGCAUCCUUAAGUGUCAUAUGUGCCAUGUUAAAAUAAAUAAAGGGAAGUUCUAAUUGAA
Molecule: messenger RNA, 4196 nt
Organism: Colossoma macropomum (tambaqui)
Lineage: Eukaryota; Metazoa; Chordata; Actinopteri; Characiformes; Serrasalmidae
Gene: pkp3a
Product: plakophilin 3a
Exons: 13
Coding region: 103-2691 (862 amino acids)
Biological process (GO): cell-cell junction assembly; cell-cell adhesion
Cellular component (GO): adherens junction; nucleus; cytoplasm
Molecular function (GO): cadherin binding
Source: RefSeq, a predicted model, not a curated record